Messenger RNA from Akanthomyces muscarius, 1464 nucleotides. RefSeq lists its product as uncharacterized. Bases 1 to 1464 code for a protein of 487 amino acids. The record is from RefSeq and is a predicted model, not a curated record. The transcript has 3 exons. Gene Ontology annotation, molecular function: N,N-dimethylaniline monooxygenase activity; flavin adenine dinucleotide binding; NADP binding. NCBI's taxonomy places the organism in Eukaryota, Fungi, Ascomycota, Sordariomycetes, Hypocreales, Cordycipitaceae.
AUGGAUGUGAAAUCUAUUGCCAUCAUCGGCGCCGGUUCCGCCGGCCUCGCCGCCGCCAAAUAUCUAAUCGCAGAAAAGAAAUUCUCGCAAAUUGACAUUUACGAGCAGCGCGCCGCGACGGGCGGCGUCUGGAACACGAGCCGCCACGUCCAGCGCGAGCCCGGCUUUGCCAUCCCGCGCACGGCGCCGACCUCGGAGCACGAGUAUGCCGCCGUCGUCGACGAGGAGGACCGCCGCCAGCCUCACGUCGAGCUCGUGUCGCCCGUCUACGACAACCUGGAGACCAACAUCCCGCACGGCCUCAUGAGCUACACGGAUCUCAAGUUCCCCGCCGACACGGCGCUGUUUCCGGAACACCAGACGGUGCUGGCCUACCUCCAGCAGUACGGCAGGCAUGUCGAGCACCUGGUCACCUUUGAGACGCAGGUCCAAGAUGUGAGAAAGGUGGCCGCGGAAGCACAGGGAGGAGGAAGAUCUGUCUGGAGAGUGACGAGCAAAGACUUGAGAUCCGGCGCCGUGUCCACCAAGCUCUACGAUGCCGUCGUCGCGGCCAGCGGGCACUACAGCGAUCCGUUCGUGCCAGACGUCCCCGGCAUUGCCGAGUUUGAGGCCGCACACCCUGGCGCCAUUGUCCAUUCUAAAUUCUACCGCCGACCAGAGCAAUUCACCGGCAAGAAAGUCCUCGUCGUUGGCAACUCGGCAUCCGGCAUCGACAUUAGCAACCAGAUUGCCACCGCGUCGCAGCUCCCCGUGCUCGUCUCCGAAAAGGAUCCUCCUCCUGGCACCGCCACCGCCACGCCACCUACCACCACCGCCUGGUCGCGCCACGUCGGCCAGAUCACGCAGCUCCUGCCCGCCACGCGCAGCGUGCGCUUCUCCUCCGGGCACGUCGAGGACGGCGUCGACGCCAUCGUCUUCUGCACCGGCUACCACUACGCCUUCCCCUUCCUCGGCGCCCUCGCGCCGCCGGUGGAGGCCCCGGACGGGUCGUACGCGGACCACCUGUGGGAGCACAUGCUGUAUGCCCCGGACCCGAGCCUCGCGUUCCUGGUGAUCCCCAAGCGCAUCGUGCCGUUUCCGUUUGCCGAGGCGCAGAUGGCCGUGGUGGCGCGCAUGUGGGCGGGCCGGCUGGACGUGCCGACGCGGACGGACAUGGACGCCUGGGUGCGGCGGCGCGUCGAGGCCCAGCCGCCGGGAGCGAGGCACACGUUUGGGUACCCGGAGGAUGUUGACUACAUUAACAGACUGCAUGCGCUGAGCGCGCAGGCUCGGCUCGAUGGGGGGCGCGGGCUGGAGAAUGGCGGCGCGGGCAAGGAGCCGCCGUACUGGGACGAGGAGACGAGCUGGGUGCGCUCCAAGAUAUUCGCCAUCAAGGUCGCGAGUCGUGAGCUGGGAGAGCGUCGCAAAGAGUGCAAGACGCUCGUGGAUCUCGGAUUCGACUAUAAUGCUGAAGAGGAAGAAUAG